CGCCCCCUCGCGAAGCUGCGCUGGCCGCCCGCGGAGGGGAGAGGCUGCCGAGCCGGGGCAGGAGUAGUAUAUUCCAGUAUCUCAGUCUCCUGCCAUGUCUGACCCCAUUACACUGAAUGUUGGGGGGAAGUUGUACACAACUUCACUGGCAACCCUAACCAGCUUCCCCGACUCCAUGCUCGGCGCCAUGUUCAGUGGGAAGAUGCCCACCAAGAGGGACAGCCAAGGCAACUGCUUCAUUGACCGCGAUGGCAAAGUGUUCCGCUACAUCCUCAACUUCCUACGGACCUCCCACCUGGACCUGCCUGAGGAUUUCCAGGAGAUGGGCCUACUCCGGAGGGAGGCCGACUUCUACCAGGUACAGCCCUUGAUUGAGGCCUUGCAGGAGAAGGAGGUGGAGCUCUCCAAGGCCGAGAAGAAUGCCAUGCUUAAUAUCACACUGAAGCAGCGUGUGCAGACGGUACACUUCACUGUGCGGGAGGCACCUCAGAUCUAUAGCCUGUCAUCCUCCAGCAUGGAGGUCUUCAAUGCCAACAUCUUCAGCACAUCCUGCCUCUUCCUCAAACUCCUGGGCUCCAAGCUCUUCUACUGUUCCAAUGGCAACCUUUCGUCCAUCACCAGCCACUUGCAGGACCCUAACCACCUGACUCUGGACUGGGUGGCCAAUGUAGAGGGCCUGCCUGAGGAGGAGUACACCAAGCAGAAUCUCAAGAGGCUCUGGGUAGUACCCGCCAAUAAACAGAUCAACAGUUUCCAAGUCUUCGUAGAGGAGGUGUUGAAAAUUGCUCUGAGCGAUGGUUUCUGCAUAGAUUCUUCUCACCCCCAUGCUCUAGAUUUUAUGAACAACAAAAUUAUUCGAUUAAUACGGUACAGAUAAAAUAGAAAAAAAAAAAAACCAAGGAGCCACAUAGGGGUGGGUUUCCCAAGAAGCUCCACAUCAGCCAAGGCCUUGGAGAGUGUCUCUUCAGUGGUAUGAGGCAGGGGACUAUACUAAUGUGCAUUCAUUGCGUAGCAGGACUUGAUUCCCUCAUAAUGAAAUCCACCUUUUGGAGUCCACUUGUCCUUUGAACAGAACCAUCUUUUCCUUGCCAUUUUGAGCUGGAAAUGGGCAGUUUAUUAUGACAAGAGUCAGCAGAUGUGUACAAGAGGAGUCCACAGGUGGCCAGGACAAAGGAGAAGCCAUUUUGUCAUGGACUCAUCUCUGUACCAUUAGCCAGUGCCUCAUCUACCCAUCUGUACAAAGAGCCUCUGGGAGAAGACAGUGUGAAGUGAGAAUAAGAGGUUCCUUUGGGAUUCUCAGGAUGUAGAGGGCUCAGCAGAUCCAAUCAUGCCUGCUCUUCCUUCUUUAGGAUGUGCCGUGAUCUUAGACUCAUUUUCCCAGGGUGACCAUGUUUGGCUGGCCUGGAAUGUAGUGUGUUCAAAGAGCUCUUUUGUGGCCCCCACUCAGGGAGAAAGUUGAGUAUGGCCUAAAGGAGUGAGUAACUGGGCAAGGUUCAGACAGUGAGGAUGUCCUGCUUGAGGCUGAAUCUAGUGAUUUCUGGCUUCAGAAAGGAACCACUGUCCUUGCAAAGUUGUGAAAGCCCCUGAAGCCAAUAUAAUGAAAGGCACUUCAUGAUCCAGCCUACUGCUUCACUUCUGUAAUCCUUUUCCCCAAAAUUGGAAGUGUCAUGGAAACAUGUCAGUUUAAACAAACAUUAUGAUUCUCAGGGUUGGAAAAUAAUGUAGUAGUUGUUUAGUUCUCCCCUGUCUCCAGGACAUGCCAGCACAUUUGAGGAUGAGCAUCACAUAGGCCUGCAUACAUAUUCCUGGUGUCAGAAAGCUUACUAUCCCUAAGGCAGCUCCUGCCACAGUUGGAUGGUUCUGGCUGUUAGAAAACUUUCCUAUAUUGAACCAAAAUCAGUCCUGCCAUUUCCAUGUGCUAGAUCUCGGUUCCAGCCCUUCCUUCUCACCUAUUUGUGUAACUUUCCAGUCACCUCAAGAAGCAAGAAGCCAGACACUUACUCGAAAAUACUAUUACUCAGAAUUUGAAUUGCCCUUGGGAUAUUUGGAACCAAAGUUGGCCACUUCCAUACCUUGCAAAUCAGUCCCCCUUCGUUAUUGCUCUACCUUGCUUGUGACCCCCCACUUCCUCCACCCUCCUCACCAUUUUCAUUUGGGAGCUGAAAUAUCACUGCCAGGGCCAUCCAGAGGAAGGAGAUGAGGUCUUGCAAAGAACCCAGGAGUGGUCGAAACCUUCACACUGCCUUUAGAGUAAGUGUCUGGCCCACAACACUUCUCUGAAAGAGGCAACUUUCCAUAUAGUCCUUGGGAUUCAUGAAGAGUAAGAAACCCCAAGCUACCACUUCCCUGUGGAUGAUGAGCCUUGCAGGCCCACAAACCACACAUCAUGAUUCAUCCCUGUAGUGAAAGUGGCUUUUGAAGUCCACAUAGGGGAGGGGCUUGACACAGACAUCCAUAUGAGGUGGACCAAGCAGAGGGCUUUGCAUACUUACACUUUGUGCACAGGAAGCUUGAAUAGUGGGCCAUAGGCAAAGCCAGGUCCUUUAGACAACAAAGCUUGUCCCUUGAACAGCUGAACCCAUGAAUCUCUAACAGCUCUCCUGGGCCACCAUGCCAGAGGUACUCAGAAAACCCCUCAAAGUAGGCCAGAUUUAAACAGUUGAAAUUGUAACUACAGCAAAAUAAUUCAAAGAAGUCUAGUAAAUCACUACUGCCCUGUUUUCUCUCCAUAAAACUGCUUUCUCCAUAUUUUUGGUGCUUCCUAAUUCAGGCAACUUGACUUUAGAGAAAGUAUGGAACCUGUAAAGCCACUAACAUGUUGUGUGACUAUGCACCUCACUGAGCCGCCUCUGAUUCUGCAUCUGUGAAAUGGGCAUAACAGUAAUACAUAACCCUACCUACCUCACAGGGAUGUUGUGAGGAUCAAAUGAAAUAAUGUAUGUGAGAAUAAAGACAAAUGAUUA
This is a messenger RNA of Dipodomys spectabilis (banner-tailed kangaroo rat), 2963 nucleotides long. RefSeq names its product potassium channel tetramerization domain containing 21 (gene Kctd21). Bases 95 to 877 code for a protein of 260 amino acids. NCBI's taxonomy places the organism in Eukaryota, Metazoa, Chordata, Mammalia, Rodentia, Heteromyidae. Gene Ontology annotation, molecular function: cullin family protein binding; histone deacetylase binding. The transcript is spliced from 2 exons. The record is from RefSeq and is a predicted model, not a curated record. Gene Ontology annotation, biological process: protein homooligomerization; ubiquitin-dependent protein catabolic process.